AUGGUUACAUUCAGAGACGAGGAAACACGAGAUUUGGUGCUAGAAUCAGGGGUAGUUCAUUUUGAUAAGAAGCCGGUUAUCCUCAGGCCAUGGACGACUGAUAUUGAAUCCCUGAAGUCGAUCAAAUCAGUUCCGAUUUGGAUUCGCCUUCCUGAUCUUGGUUUGCAAUACUGGGGUACAAAUUGUCUGAGUGCAUUGGUCAGCACUAUUGGGAAACCAAUAAUGAUUGACAAGAUUACUAAAUAUAGGUCGAUGAUUAAGUUUGCUCAAAUUCUAGUUGACAUGGAAAUCUCAGACUCUCUACCAAAGUCUAUUAGCUACAUCAAUGAGAGAGGACAUAUUAUGGAUCAGAUGGUUGAUUAUGAGUGGCUGCCUACUAGAUGUUCUAGCUGUAAAAAACUUGGGCACACUGCCUCAGCUUGCAAGUUUAUGGAGAGUUUGGUUUGGAGGAAGAAGGAAGCCCCAGCAGAAUCUACAGCUAACAUUAUUACUCAGGAAACUUCAAGUAGUCCGAGUAAACAAGGAAAGAAUAGCUUAUCUCAGAUAUCUAUUGUGAAGGAAUCGAAAUCCCAGUCUGAGGUUUCUGCUAAGGAGCAUGAAUGGACUACCCCAAAGAAACCAGGUACAAUCAAGCCGAAAACCACUGCAGAUGUUCAGAGUUCAAAAAAUGCUUUUAGUGUUCUUCAAGAACAGAAGCAAUUUCUCAAUGACCCCUCUAUUUUACUGAAUCUGAAUGGACAGUUUCAGCAUAAUGAGCUAGAAUGCAUAAGGGCUCUGUUGGAAACCAAAAUAAAGGGAGCUAGAGUUCAGGAAGUUUUGAACUCUAACUUCAAGGGAUGGGAUUUUUACAGCAGUAUGAGCUUGGAAGGGAGAGUUCUGCUCAUUUGGAAGCCCAACUGGGUUAAGAUUGAUGUCUUGAUUGAUAAUGCUCAGUUUAUACAUUGUAAGGUCCAGAUAUGGACAACAUGUCAGACUUUUUUCCUAUAUGUGGUUUAUGGAUCUAACCAGUUGGAGAUUAGGAAGGAUUUGUGGUCUGAGUUGUCUGCAAUUUCUCUUCCUGUCAAAUCGUGGAUUAUUUUGGGUGAUUUCAACUCUGUUUUUGAGGCAGCUGAUCGAAUGGGAGGUAAGACAAUUUCUCCUAAAGAAGUUGAGGAUUCUCGAAGGUGGUUAGAUCUUGGGCAAGUGGAAGAAAUGAAGUUAUUGGGUUCUUAUUAUACGUGGUCGAAUAAUCAAGAUGGGACUAAUCACAUAUUUUCCAAGCUUGAUAGAGUGUUUGUUAAUGAGGAUUGGCUAGAUACAUUUCCUAAUGUCAACGCUAUAGCUAGCUGGGAGGUCAUUUCUGAUCAUUGUGCUAUUAUCUUGAAACACAUAGCUGUUCAGAGGUCUGGAGUUUAUCCUUUUCGUUUCUUUAAUAUGUGGACACAGCACCCACUCUUUAAAUCUACAGUUCAGGCUAGCUGGAUGGAUUCUUUAGCUUCGGAGGGGUAUGGGUUACAGCAAAUUAUGAGGAAGCUUCAUUGUCUAAAAUUUAUACUGAAGCGAUCCAAUUGGAGAAUAGUUGGGAAUAUAAUUAAGAACUAUGAGGAUAGCAAACUGUUAUUUCAGCAAGCAAAAAACAAUCUUUUCAGUAAUCCGAAUGAUCAGAAUCUUAGAGAUGUUGAGCGUGCUACUCAUAGGGAGUUCAAAAUUCAAGAAGCUGCUUAUGCGAGCUUUUUAUAUCAAAAGAGUAAGGUUGAUUGGAUUCGCUUUGGAGAUGAGAAUUCCACCAUGUUCUAUGCCAGAAGGUCAAGUGCUGCUUCUGGUUUCAUUGAGAAUUCUGUGGUUCAGUCAGGUGUUACUCUUAAUCUUGAUGACCAAUAUGUUCUUAUAAAACCCUUCACUUACCAAGAAGUUAAAUCAGCCAUGUUUAGCAUUAAGGCAGUUAAAAGCCCUGGCCCGGACGGUUUUGGUGCUGGUUUUUACAAGAGCCUUUGGCCUAUUAUAGGUAGAGAGGUUGCGGCAGCAGUGAUAGAAUUCUUUGAUAAAGGUCACAUUCCGAAGGCUCUGAACAGUACAAUUUUGGCUCUCAUUCCUAAAGUGAGCCAACCUUUAAAUGCCUCAGAUUAUCGCCCCAUAGCGUGUUGCAAUACUCUUUACAAAUGUAUUUCUAAAAUGCUUUGUAAUAGGCUGAACUCCAUCCUUCCUAAGUUAAUUAACCAAAAUCAAGGAGCUUUUGUUAAGAAUAGAUCUUUAGCUCAUAAUGUUCUUAUUCUUCAAGACCUUCUUAAAGGCUAUAAUAGGAAGCAUAUCUCUCCUCGGUGUUUAAUGAAAAUAGAUCUCAGCAAAGCCUACGAUUCUAUAGAUUGGGACUUCCUUGAAAAUUUGUUGCAUGCUUACAAGUUCCCAGGCCGGUUCAUCAAAUGGAUUAUGGUUUGUUUGAGAGGUUCGUCUUACUGUAUUCUAAUAAAUGGUCAGCUGCAUGGAAAUUUUAAGGGUGGUAAGGGGCUGCGGCAAGGGGAUCCUAUCUCCCCUCUUCUCUUUGUUCUUGUUAUGGAGUAUCUCACUCGAGCUCUUCAUGAGGCUACUAAAAGAAAGGAUUUCAGAUUUCACCCGUUAUGUAAGUCUCUAAAUAUUACAAAUCUUUGUUUUGCGGAUGACUUACUUCUCGUUUGCAAAGCGCAUGACAAGUCUAUUCAGAUAUUACACCAGAUUUUCAGGACCUUCUCAAUAGCUUCUGGUCUGAAUAUUAAUCAAGGCAAAUCCCGCAUAUACUUUGGGGGAAUUUCGGCAGCUGAGAAGGAGAAGCUUCUGUCGUUAACUAGCAUGACAGAGGGGCAAUUUCCCUUAAUGUAUCUUGGUAUCCCUCUGCGUCCCACAAAAUGGAAAGCAAUGGACUGUGAUCUAAUAAUUUCAAAAAUCAGACAGAGGCUUCACAGUUGGGCCAGCCACAACCUGUCAUAUGCUGGGCGUGUGCAACUAAUUCAGUCCGCUCUUUUGGGGAUUCGAAACUUUUGGAUGAGCAUUUUUCUGCUUCCUCAAAAAGUUAUCAGAGAAAUAGAUUCCUUGUGCAGAAAUUACUUAUGGGGUGGUAAUGGUUUUAGAAGCAAGUUUCACCUAGCUUCUUGGGAUCUAGUUUGUAGACCUAAGUCUUAUGGUGGGUUGGGUUUCAAAGAGGGUACCCUGUGGAAUAAGAUUAAUUUGGCAAGGUACAUUUGGGCUAUCUCUUCAAAACAAGAUAGCCUUUGGGUUAAAUGGGUGAAUUGUGUUUAUUUGAAAGGUGGUCUGAUUUGGGAUUAUGAAUUACAGCAUGAUACUAGCUGGUAUUGGAAAAAAUUAGUUAAAAUGAGCAAGAGUUUGAAUGAAGCAAUUUUGGACACAGCUGUUUCAAAGGGGAAAAUCAAAUUGGGCACACUGUAUUUACACUUCUCCUCUGGUUUCCCCUUUUCUGGUAUGAAAACUGUCUGGUGCAGCCUUUCUCAACCUAAGCACCGCUUCAUUCUGUGGUUGGCUGCUCAUCAGAAGCUCCUUACCAGGGAUCACCUGAUUCAUUGCCAUAUCCCUGUUAGUUCUCAUUGUUGUCCGAUUUGUGAGGCUGCCUUGGAGAGUCAUGAUCACUUGUUCUUUGACUGCUGGUUUUCGAGGAAACUUCAUCAUUCGAUUUCCAGUUGGUUGGGCGCCUUAGUUUGGCCAGAGAGCUACCAGGACUGGUGCUGCUGGCUCAGUGUUCCCAGGAAAGAUUGCUUAUCUAGGGUGGUUUUAGCAGCCUUGGCUGCUACUGUUUACUUUAUAUGGAUUAACAGGAAUAGGUGCUGGCUGGAGAGUAGUUGUUUUGCUGUGGAUUAUGUUACUGGUCUUAUUAGAGACUCUGUAAAAGUUAGAGUGCAUAAUUUCAGUCAUAAAUGUAAAAAACUGAAUCUUAGGGAGAAAAUGAUACUUCAACUUUUUCUCUAG
Humulus lupulus (European hop) is the source of this 3930-nucleotide messenger RNA. RefSeq lists its product as uncharacterized. NCBI's taxonomy places the organism in Eukaryota, Viridiplantae, Streptophyta, Magnoliopsida, Rosales, Cannabaceae. The record is from RefSeq and is a predicted model, not a curated record. The transcript has 3 exons. Bases 1 to 3930 code for a protein of 1309 amino acids.